AUGAAUAGUAUUAAACCACCCAUUAUGAUGCAUUUGAAUCGCACAUUUUUGGAGAAUGAGACCCAAUGUUGGAAUGUGAUCUACAUUGGCCUAAUUGUCGAAAUUCCAGUAUUGGUAUUGAAUAUAAUCCAUACAAUAUUCUUCGGAAUUGUUAACGCCCGUGGCAAACAAUUCCAUCAGAAUUGGACCAACAUCAUGACGAUACUGUUCGUUCAGCACACUAUUGCAACUUGCAUUUGGCUCUACCAACGAAUUCAACUAUUCCGAUACGAUUAUGAAGAGUUCGACAUCUAUCAGCCCUACUUCGUCUUCUUCUCAUAUGUUCGAUUCGCGUGCCUCUUUCAAGGCUUAAUGGUCCUUCCGUUCCUCUCAGCGGAACGGGUGUUCGCCUCAAUAUUGCUUGAAGAUUAUUCCUACAAACCGAGGGAAUAUAUCUCGACGAUUCUAAUUAUCAUCCUGUUUGGUAUUGGGGUGUCUUCCAGCAUUCUCUAUCAUAAUGUGCUUCGUGUAAACAUGAAUCGUUUCAAUGGUCCGACAGAGACCCGCUGGGGUAUUGGAUUAGGCGAACGAUAUCAGCUAUCAGAGAAUAUAAAAGUUUGCAAGCUUGUCAACAUCAUUGUCGUUUCCAUGGGUGGUUUUAAUGUGAUCACAUGCUCGACGUUGUUUGUUGAAUAUUUCGAAAGUUCAACAUUUGUAAAAGCUCUGGCAGUUUUCGGCUUCGAUAUUUCAGCAUUUUUGUACAGCUUCAUAUUCCCCUAUGUCCUUUUACACUAUAGCAGCCGAUGGAAGCAUUUGAUGAGAGACAUCUUCAAUUGGUUAAAGAAACUGUGCCAUCGUAACAUCGAGGUUUCGCCGUAUCGUUGCGAAUUGCGGGACACGUUCGGAAACGUGAUGUCCGAUUCAAGCGGCAACGGCUAUUUCAAAGAAAUUGAGAAGAUUUGGAAUAUCGACGCACGCCGUCAUUAUUGA
Caenorhabditis bovis is the source of this 969-nucleotide messenger RNA. The record is from the annotation of a GenBank genome assembly. NCBI's taxonomy places the organism in Eukaryota, Metazoa, Nematoda, Chromadorea, Rhabditida, Rhabditidae.